UGUUCUCUGCGGUUGCCUACAAUACAAUUCGCUCAUUUCAAACACCUUGACCACCGUCAACUAUCUCUCUUCUUCGAUCAGUCUGUACUCUCUUUUUUCUCUCUUCAAUGGCCGACUCCACCACCAAGGCGACAACAUCGGAGACCAAAUCGACUGAGGUCAAGCGCUCAUGGGGCGAUGAAGCUGAAGAAGCCACCACCACCACCAAGGCGACAACAUCGGGGAACAAAUCGACUGAGGUCAAGCGCUCAUGGGGCGAUGAAGCUGAAGAAGCCACCACCACCACCAAGGCGACAACAUCGGGGAACAAAUCGACUGAGGUCAAGCGCUCAUGGGGCGAUGAAGCUGAAGAAGCCACCACCACCACCAAGGCGACAACAUCGGGGAACAAAUCGACUGAGGUCAAGCGCUCAUGGGGCGAUGAAGCUGAAGAAGCCACCGACGAAGCUGAAAAUUUAUCGCUGGCCGAGGAAAAAUUAUCUUCUGAAGUCCAAAUUGAUUCUUUAGCCAUCGACGAAUCGAAGAAAAUCAAUAAAUUUCUCAAUGAUCCAGAAGAUACCAGUAUCGAAACCGUUAGUUCUGAUGGUACUAUAUAUUCGUCGGCGAAAAGCUUCGAGGAGUUGAACUUGUCUCCGGAAUUGUUGAGGGGAUUAUAUGUAGAGAUGAAAUUUGAGAGGCCGAGUAAGAUCCAAGCUGUUAGUUUACCCAUGAUAUUGACUCAUCCGUACAAGAAUAUGAUAGCUCAGGCACACAAUGGGUCUGGUAAGACCACUUGUUUCACGCUUGGUAUGUUGAGUCGGGUCGAUCCCAAAUUCCAGGCUCCUCAGGCUCUUUGUAUUUGCCCUACAAGAGAACUGGCUAUUCAGAAUGUGCAAGUUCUUCAGAAGAUGGGGAAGUACACAGGGAUAACAACUGAAUGCGCUGUGCCAACGGAUACCGCUAAUUAUUUGCCCAUUUCGAAGCGAGCGCCUAUCACUGCUCAGGUAGUGAUCGGCACACCUGGUACGAUCAAUAGGUGGGUUACAGCGAGGAAAUUGGGCUUGAGUUCAAUGAAGAUUCUUGUGUUUGAUGAGGCAGAUCACAUGUUGGCGGAGGUAUUCUCAUAG
Molecule: messenger RNA, 1106 nt
Organism: Ilex paraguariensis (yerba mate)
Lineage: Eukaryota; Viridiplantae; Streptophyta; Magnoliopsida; Aquifoliales; Aquifoliaceae
Source: the annotation of a GenBank genome assembly